Mus pahari (shrew mouse) is the source of this 991-nucleotide messenger RNA. Its product is annotated as prolactin-7D1. Gene Ontology annotation, molecular function: prolactin receptor binding; hormone activity. Bases 68 to 799 code for a protein of 243 amino acids. Lineage: Eukaryota; Metazoa; Chordata; Mammalia; Rodentia; Muridae. The transcript is spliced from 6 exons. The record is from RefSeq and is a predicted model, not a curated record. Gene Ontology annotation, biological process: response to nutrient levels; positive regulation of lactation; female pregnancy. Gene Ontology annotation, cellular component: extracellular region.
AGGCUUCCAACUCCAGUGAAGCAUCUUCCCAGAAUCCACAGCUAAGCCUGGGUAGGACUCUGCAGCAAUGCUCCCUUCUUUGAUCCAACCCUGCUCGUGGACUCUCCUGAUGCUGUUGAUGUCAAACCUCUUCCUGUGGGAGAAGGUAUCCUCUGCACCCAUAAAUGCCAGUGAGGAUGUUCUCAGUGACCUGAAGGACUUGUUUGAUAAUGCCACUUUACUUUCUGGAAAGAUGUCUAAGCUUGGUGUAAACAUGCGCAAAGAAUUUUUCAUGAACUCGUUCUCUUCAGACAAGUUCAAUGAGAUUAUAUUAGAUUUGCACAAGAAUAAGGAGAAAUUAACCAAGGCUUUCAACAGCUGCCACACUGUUCCCAUCAAUGUUCCUGAAACAAUCGAGGAUAUCCGAAAGACAUCGUUUGAAGACUUCUUGAAAAUGGUGCUCCAUAUGUUGCUGGCCUGGAAAGACCCUCUGAAACAUCUUGUGACAGAACUCAGUGCUUUGCCAGAAUGCCCUUAUAGUAUCCUAUCAAAGGCCAAAGCCAUUGAGGCUAAAAACAAAGACCUUCUAGAGUAUAUCAUAAGAAUAAUAUCCUUGGUUAAUCCUGCAAUCAAAGAAAAUGAAGACUUCCCGACCUGGUCAGAUUUGGAUUCCCUGAAGGCAGCUGAUAAAGAAACUCAAAUUUUUGCUCUUUAUAUGUUUUCCUUCUGCCUGCGUAUUGACCUAGAAACACUUGAUUUUCUAGUAAAUUUCCUAAAAUGUCUGCUUCUUUAUGAUGAUGUCUGCUACUCAGAAUUUUGAGAUAUUACAUUAUCCAUCUUUUAGAAUCUUCUUCUAAUUUUUGCCUUUCAAAUAUAUGAUUAAAUCUAAUGUAAAUCUAUUAGUAAAAAGCGACAACAGGUAUGUCUAGUUGUUAAGAAGGUUUUUAAUUUCAGUGGUGGAAUAUGUAUUAAUAAAGUGGUAUAAACACCAAAGAACUCUCCUUCUCACCUC